Molecule: messenger RNA, 798 nt
Organism: Clonostachys byssicola
Lineage: Eukaryota; Fungi; Ascomycota; Sordariomycetes; Hypocreales; Bionectriaceae
Source: the annotation of a GenBank genome assembly
AUGUCUCACUGGGUGAUCAUGGUCGUUGGCCUAGUUGCCAUGAUCGCCCCGACUACGCAAAGCCGCUCUACGAGUGAUCCAACGAGUAUAUCCCUGCCGGUGAGGUUCCCCUUGAAUCUGUCUAGAGUGGCCGCGUCCGUCGUCGCAGUCGAGUCUGGCCAGACAACAGUGGUGUCCUUCGAAUGUCAACCCGGCGUGACGGCGACAGAGGUCUGCGAUCCUGACGUGGACCGCCGCAUCACGCUGGGUCCUCCGGUACCGGGUGAACCCAGUGCUCUUGAGGCUGCUAUCUAUAGAGGUGGAUGGGUAACAUGGCGUGAGGACCGAUGGUGCCGGCUCGAUUCAGGCGUGACCUGCGGCGAGGAUUUGACCACUGGAUCAACCGGAGCGCAGUCUAUCGUCUCGCCCAUCCUAACACAGGAGGGUGGUGACUUUGAGUUGCGAGGACCGGCCGCAAGCUCAGCGGAGGCGCAGACAACAACAUCUGGGGUAUCCUCCACCUUCUCCCCAGAGGCUUCUCCAAUGUCUCCGGGGUCUAACGUAGGCGCCGAAACAACGGAGCCCAGGAUGUCCAUUUUGCUGGCGACAGGGAGUCCAGUCAUCCCAACGGUAGCGUUGACGACAUCGGGUUCGGGGAACACCGCUGGACUGCUACGAGAAGGGCAUAGUCUUGGGUUUGCCGUGGUUGCUGCCGGUAUGGGUUGCGCAGCUUUGAUUCUCUUGGAGAACUUAGAGGGUAUAAUCAGGGUCAUGGUGGGAAGAACUACAGGGUGCGUGUGUGAGUCUCGACUGUUCUAA